AUGUUGUUGCAGCCCAUCGCUCAGGUCGCUGCCGUCGCCGCGGCUCUCCUCGCCCCGCUCGCCGACGCGGCCGCCGCCCACCCGGCAUCCGUCUUUGCCUUCCCCAAGACCGGCGCCGCUAACCAGCACGACAUCCCUUCCCUCCGCCCCGCUGAGGCCCGUCUUGUCUUUGCCGAGCGUCUCGGUGUCUCGCGUUUCCAUAAGCUUGGAUAUCAGGGCCAAGACAUGAAGGUCCUCGAGCUCGACCGCUUCAGCGGCGAGCACACCGGCCUCUGGAAAGACAAGAGCGAGAACGUCGUCGUCAUCGUCUCCGGUGUGAGCAACACCAAGGACGUCUUCGUCGAGUCCCGCCCGGCCUUCUUCAUCGCCGACACCCCCGACGCCGACUCCUUCUCCACCCUUGCCAACGGCUUCAUCAAGGAGGCCCAGCAGCUUAUCGGCGACCUCGGCGUCCGCGUCUUUGGCUCGUCCGAGGAGUCCUUCAUCACCGUCGUCCCCGACAUGGACCUCUGUGUCCAGGGCCACCAGGAGUCCAUCUCGCGCUCCCAGUGCGCUGCCGCUGCCGACGCUGACCUCACCAAGGACUUCACUCACGUCUUUGGCGAGGAGUUUGGCGCCGUCUUUGACGCCGACUCCUCCGUCGACGCUGCCUUCAUGGACGAGGCUCUCGCCAUGAACUCCUUCAUCGAGGGAUUCUCCCAGGCCGUCCGGUCCGACAACCAGCUCGCGGUCUUGUUCUUCAACGGCUUGAACUCCGUCAUGCUCAAGUACGGCACCGACUCGAUGCAGUACCAGGUCGGCUCUGCUCUCUUCGCCAAGCUUCUCCAGAAGCUCGCGCUCGAGACCUCGCCCUCGACCCCCAUCACCGCCGUCCUCCUCCCCGGUGGCGAGAAGCAGCAGGUUUCGUCCAAGAAGGCCAAGCGCUCGCUCGAGGCCCGCGCCUUUGGCGACCAGCACUCCUCGCCCGCUCUCUCCGUCGGCAUCCUCGCCGAGGCCGACUCGUACACCACCCAGGAGGAGUGCGAGAUCAUGACCAACUACUGCUCCGGCGGCCACGGCUACUGCAUGGAGAUGUACGGCCAGGAGGGAUACUUUGGCUGCCAGUGCAUCUCGACCUACGACGAGACCACCCGUCAACGAACGUACUGGGCCGGUGACUACUGCCAGAAGUACGACGUCAGCGUCCCCUUCAACAUCUUCUUCUGGGGUCUCAUCCUCUCCCUCUUGUUUGUCGGAUUCAUGAUCAAGGCUAUGGUCUCCAUGGGCGCCGAGGAGCUUCCUGCCGUCCUGGCCGCCGCCACCAUGGUCCAGACCAAGGCCUAA
Myxozyma melibiosi is the source of this 1323-nucleotide messenger RNA. RefSeq lists its product as uncharacterized. The record is from RefSeq and is a predicted model, not a curated record. The coding region runs from base 1 to 1323 and encodes 440 amino acids. Gene Ontology annotation, cellular component: endoplasmic reticulum. Lineage: Eukaryota; Fungi; Ascomycota; Lipomycetes; Lipomycetales; Lipomycetaceae. The transcript is spliced from 2 exons.